AUGCCCACGCGCCAUGUCUGCCGCUCGUGCAUUCGCCGCGCCAGGUUCGCCCUGUUUCAGCGUCAACAAUCAUUACACCAUGCCCGACGCAGCUUUGUGUCGGUAGCCCCGCGGCGAAUCCCUGCGCAUCUCGAAACCAUUUCCGAGGCCUUUGGGGAUCUGCCGCCACCAGAUCUUCCAAGUGGAGAGGAUGCUGUCCAUCAGUCUGGUGUCACGGCAGAGGAACGACCGCCUACCUUGAGUCCAAUGAACAGAAGGAGGUUCUGGAUUCAAUACAAAACAUCUGCAUCAUUCCGCGAGGUAGUAGACCACAUGCACAGUCGUCUGAAGGCAAAAGGCACUACUACCGAUGGCACCCUCCGAGUAGUCGCAAAUACUCUCAUGGUUGACCAAAAGUCGAGAUCCUGGAUGCUCAUCAGACCCGACAUGGUGGCGAAACAUCCCGCAUGGUUCAACGAUGUGCUGCAGAGACUAUCUACCCCAAUUUCUGUCCCUGUACAGGAAUUUAUGGAGAUGCUGGAAUCUAUGCAGUCGUCAUACCAGUCCAAGCAGCGAAGCCUCGAGCUCGAGAGCAGCUUCUGGGACCAUGUACGUGGAGAAGCCUCAAAGAUAUUGAGUUUUGCAAGUCACUUCCGUGGCCGGAUAACAACUGGGGAUGCUGAGGUCCACAACAUAAGAGAACAGUUGAAAGCCAUUAACCGUCGUAUCGAUGCAAUGCAUCAAGGCAGACUCAAAGAGGCGGCGAGAAUAAGGGAGUCCAAGGUGUUGGGGACGAAAAAGCCGACGCCGAAACCCACAGCACAGUCCGAGGACGCUGGCGCACAGUUUUUCACCCUGAUCGAGGCCUUGACGAAACGGACUUCGCCGUCGUCGGCACAACAGCCUGAGGCAGCAGCAGAGCGGAAUCCUGUCAGCGACGGUCCCUCGGCAGGACAGGCUUCGUCUUCACCGUCACAGGAGCCCGAGGCAGCGGUAGGGCGUUUCGUUUCCGGCAAAGUAGCGAAGGAGAAGGAGAAGGAGAAGGAGAAGCUCCCGGCGAGCACACAGAAGCACGGCAGCAUCAUCAUCCCCAAACUCGACCCAGCUCAGACUAUGACGCUGACACAUCAACAUGCAUUUCUCGAACCAUUACAGCCUAGCAGUCCUCCAGACGUUGGCGGGCUGAGCUUUGAUCUGCAACGCGUCUUAUUUAAUCCAGGCGUCUACCAGCUUCAAGACCCUCGAUCACGCGUUUACAACUUCGAUCCCUACCUAGAAAAGAUCAUGCCGGUCACCGAGUUCAAUUUCGAUGCUCUCAACGAAUACCUCACAUCAUCAAAAGAUCCGGCCUUGCGCGACCUGGCAGUCGAAACAGGCAAGAGAUAUAUCGGAUCGUCCUCCAGUAUGACCGGCGUACUAUCGCACUUCCACUUGCUGCUCUCCAGCUUCCGAAACCUGAGCUACGUCAAUCUCAGUAGGUCAUUCGAGGUCGACAGCAACAAGUUCACCACAAUGACCACGUGCCCGGCCGGGAUAUUUCUUCGGUACCAUGAUGGCGUGUAUGCCAUAGAUGCAGACCACGAGCAUGAUGAAGGCAAUAUCCUUUUGAGCUUCGGCAAGUCAGUUGAGAAGCUUUUGACCCUCGAAAAGGAAGACUUUGAGAAGUACAGCAGGUCGCAAACCAACUUCGACGCUGACGCUCAGAAGCCAGAGCAGUAUCAUUACGGUACAAUCGGCAAAGUUCUGAUGAGAUCGCAGCUUGAUGCGCAUGAUUCUCGCCUACCGGGCACCGGCAUGUUCGACUUGAAGACGCGAGCUGUCUCCGCAAUUCGCAUGCAAGUGACUCAGCACGAGAUCGGCCAAGGCUACGAGAUCAAGGACCGGUACGGCAAUUGGGAAUCUUACGAACGCGAGUAUUACGAUAUGCUGCGUUCGGCAUUUCUCAAGUACUCACUGCAGGUCCGCAUGGGUAGGAUGGACGGCAUAUUCGUCGCCUUCCACAACAUAGAACGCAUGUUCGGCUUCCAGUACAUUUCUUUACCGGAGAUGGACCAAGGUCUUCAUGGCCAGUCCGAUACCUCCUUGGGAGACCGAGAGUUUGGAUACUCAGUCCGCAUGCUUGAAGAUAUACUCGACAGAGCCACAGCGCGGUACCCUGAGCAGAGUCUCCGUGUCUUCGUUGAAGCUCGUGAGCCGACAGCGAAGUUCAACCCAGUCGCGUAUAUGAAUGUUUUUGUGGAGCCCAUGUCAGAAGAAACCAUCAACAAGAUACAAGAUGCAGCUCUUGCCAGAAGAGACGAGUACGAUCGCCGACUCUACAAUGGCGAUGGUGAUCUUGAGGAGGCUGACGGAUCCGAGGAAGAUGUCAACGUUAGCGACCUCGAGGACGAGGAAGAGAUGGAUGCUAUCAUAACCAGCAAGCCGCAAGCCGCAGAGUCGAUCGACGAAGCGCAAGCAGAUCCGACCGCUCCUCAUCCCAGCCAACUCACAUACAUGAACGCAGGAGCGAAUGACGAUGCUGAUAGUCAUGCGGACUCGGCCGCCAACACUGCCUUCCUGGACAGCCUAACAGACAUCGACUUCUCUCCUGCCUCACUGCAGCCCUCCGCUGAAUCCGCUACUCAAACCCCUGCACCCAUCCUCGGCUUCAAGAUCAUAGUCCGCCACCAAGUUAACGGCAAACGCGUGGGCCGACCGGAAAACCUGACCGAAAAGGACAUAUGGAAGCUCGAAUACACGGUGGAGGAGAUGGAUCCGAAACGGGUGGUGGUAAAGUAUGCCAUGUGCAAGAAACGCAGGGAGAAUCUUCACGCUUCGUUGAGGAGAGACGAGAAUAAGGUCAGUCCGUAUGUGCGGAGGCUGGUUGAGAUGAGUAACGAUGGAAGGGCGUGGCGGAGGAAGCAGGAUGAGCUGGACGCGACGAGGGAACGGGUUGUGCUCUACGACGCCGGUCGAGCCAAAGACUAA
Molecule: messenger RNA, 2946 nt
Organism: Cyphellophora attinorum
Lineage: Eukaryota; Fungi; Ascomycota; Eurotiomycetes; Chaetothyriales; Cyphellophoraceae
Product: mRNA degradation protein mitochondrial
Exons: 1
Coding region: 1-2946 (981 amino acids)
Biological process (GO): mitochondrial RNA 5'-end processing
Cellular component (GO): mitochondrion; mitochondrial envelope
Source: RefSeq, a predicted model, not a curated record